AUGAAUCCAAAGCUUGGCAUCAUCAAACAGUGCAUCAUCAAAGCGUACAAUCGUGAAAUUAAGGAAUUGCACUUUUAUAUGACGCUGCUGCAGAAGCCAGUGUCAAACGUCACGAUACAUGUAGACAUCAAACGUCGCUUUAGGUCCACCUUCGCCACCUUCGAAAUUGAUGCAUGCCAAUUUUUCCGUAGCACCCGACGGAAUCCCAUUGCCAAUGCCGUUUACAGUUUCUUUCAUCUGCAGGUCUACUCGAAUAUAAAUCACACGUGUCCCUAUGAUCAUGAUGUAGUUGUGGACAGUUUACGUAUCGCUGAUCAUAUUAACUUGCCGGUGCCUCUCGGCUUAGGCGAAUACGAGAUCAAAACUUAUUGGUAUGUGCUGAAAAAACUGAGUGUCAUUAUCAAUGUCAAUUUUAUGAUUUCCGAAUAA
Messenger RNA from Drosophila navojoa, 429 nucleotides. RefSeq lists its product as uncharacterized. The record is from RefSeq and is a predicted model, not a curated record. NCBI's taxonomy places the organism in Eukaryota, Metazoa, Arthropoda, Insecta, Diptera, Drosophilidae.